Molecule: messenger RNA, 2073 nt
Organism: Cicer arietinum (chickpea)
Lineage: Eukaryota; Viridiplantae; Streptophyta; Magnoliopsida; Fabales; Fabaceae
Product: integrin-linked protein kinase 1-like
Biological process (GO): protein phosphorylation
Molecular function (GO): ATP binding; protein binding; protein serine/threonine kinase activity
Source: RefSeq, a predicted model, not a curated record
UAAUCUAAUCGCGGCAAAAACACGAAAGCAUCGCACUUGGCAAUAUAUCAAAAAAGAAAAAAGAAAACAAAUAAAGAGAGAUAAACGGCUUUUUUCCCGCAAAUGUGUGGGAUACAGCACCGUCGCUGUAUUCUCAUUCUCAUGCCUCGUUGUCUAAGAUAGCUUCCUCCGUUAUAUUGGAUCUCCGCCAUGGAAAACAUUGCCGCGCAAUUGAAGCGCGGCAUCUCGCGCCAAUUCUCUUCCGGCUCGUUACGAAAGACGCUGAGCCGUCAAUUCACGCGUCAGGCUUCGCUCGAUCCGCGCCGGAACAAUCUCCGAUUCAGCUUCGGCCGUCAAUCAUCGCUUGAUCCGAUCCGGAGAAGUACGAGUGAAGACCAGACUGAACUCACCGUGCCGGAGAAUCUCGACUCCACCAUGCAACUUCUAUUUAUGGCUUGCCGUGGUGACGUUAAGGGUGUUGAAGAUUUGCUUAACGAAGGCAUCGAUGUUAAUAGCAUUGAUCUCGAUGGAAGAACCCCUCUACACAUCGCCGCUUGUGAAGGUCAUGUUGACGUCGCUAAACUCUUGCUCAGCCGUAAGGCUAACCUUGACGCUCGUGAUCGUUGGGGCAGUACGGCAGCGGCUGAUGCUAAAUAUUACGGAAAUACAGAAGUGUAUUAUAUGUUGAAGGCGCGGGGAGCAAAAGUGCCGAAAACCAAGAAGACUCCAAUGACUGUUGCAAAUCCUCGUGAAGUUCCUGAAUAUGAACUCAAUCCGUUAGAACUACAGGUUCGGAAGAGUGACGGUAUUUCAAAGGGGACAUAUCAAGUAGCUAAAUGGAAUGGCACAAAGGUUGCAGUGAAGAUACUAGAUAAGGACAGUUAUUCUGAUCCUGAUACCAUAAAUGUUUUCAAACACGAGCUCACAUUAUUGGAAAAGGUGCGACAUCCUAACGUGGUCCAGUUUGUUGGAGCUGUCACCCAAAACAUACCUAUGAUGAUUGUUCGAGAGUACCAUGCUAAGGGUGACUUAGCAGGCUAUCUUCAAAAGAAAGGGCGUUUGUCACCAUCAAAAGUUCUACGGUUCGCUCUUGAUAUUGCCAGGGGCUUGAAUUAUCUUCAUGAAUGCAAACCAGAUCCUAUUAUCCACUGUGAUUUAAAGCCAAAAAAUAUUUUGCUGGAUAAUGGAGGGCAGCUGAAGGUAGCUGGAUUUGGCACUGUGAGGUUUUCGCUAAUCUCACCUGACAAAGCAAUGUUAGCACAGCCUGAGGCCAACGUGGACCUUUCAAGCUUGUACGUGGCACCAGAGAUUUACAGAGGUGAUGCAUUUGAUAGAAGUGUGGAUGCAUAUUCUUUUGGUCUUAUUGUAUACGAGAUGAUAGAGGGUAUACCACCCUUCCAUCCCAAGUCCCCAGAUGAAAUUUUGAACCUGAUGUGUUUAGGAGGGAAGAGACCACAAUUCAAGAUCAAAACAAAAAGUUAUCCUCCGGAUUUGAAAGAGUUGAUUGAGAAAUGUUGGGAUCCAGAACCUGUUGUCAGGCCAACAUUUUCUCAGGUCAUUGCCCGGUUGGACAAAAUUGUUUUAAAUUGCUCAAAACAAGGAUGGUGGAAAGAUACUUUUAAACUUCCUUGGAAAUAAAUAACACGACACCUCCAGAGCAAGAAGGAGAUAAAGAUCAGAGUUGGAUCAUCAAAACUGAUUUGUGAGCAUCAUGUUGAUGUAAUGUUAAUAGCCAUUGCAAUCAAUUAAUAACUUCAAUAUAAGCUUGAGCACGAAAAUGAAUUUCCACGGUUCCAACACUGUUCUCUGUCUACUAUAGGGUCUGGAACAGAUCCUCUCUGUAAAAUGUAUCAUAAUCCACACACAGAAUAUCUAUUCUGAUAAAUUUUCAAAUAAAUAAUGUUUUCUAUACUUUACCGUAAAAAAAAUGUUUUCUAUACUUAGUAGGCGCCUAAAAAAUGUGCUGCAAGUUUGAAAAGUCUACUUACUAUUUGUGACUUUUUUGCACAAGGAACUCCAAUAAUGUAUUGUUGUAACUCUACAUUAACUUCAUGCAGUGUAUCAAAUCAUGUGGGAGGAGUGGCUUUUGUUUUC